Acipenser ruthenus (sterlet) is the source of this 3729-nucleotide messenger RNA. RefSeq names its product cadherin-16. Gene Ontology annotation, molecular function: calcium ion binding; cadherin binding. The transcript is spliced from 19 exons. The record is from RefSeq and is a predicted model, not a curated record. Gene Ontology annotation, cellular component: plasma membrane; catenin complex; adherens junction. Gene Ontology annotation, biological process: calcium-dependent cell-cell adhesion; homophilic cell-cell adhesion; adherens junction organization. The coding region runs from base 177 to 2672 and encodes 831 amino acids. Lineage: Eukaryota; Metazoa; Chordata; Actinopteri; Acipenseriformes; Acipenseridae.
CCUUGAAUACAUGUUUUGUAAUCACAGGGCAAAACAAAUCACAGAGUCUGUUGUAUAAAACAACCAGUUUCCACAACUGCAUGGACAUUAAAAUGUGACUGGAUCAAGCCAUACUACACAACACAAAACACUUAAAGAAGAACUACAGACACCCAAAGAACAGGUCCUGCUGAAGAAUGUGUCCUACAUCACCUGCAAAGGGGCUCGCUUUCCUAAAUUUCCUGCUCUUAUUGGCAGUGGGGACUUGUGAGGUGCUGAAGUCAGAAGUUCCAGAGAACUAUGGAGGAAACUUCCCUUUUUAUAUCGUAAAGCUGCCCAAGCAGGCGUUAGGGUCAUACCAUUUCACUCUGACUGGAGAUGACGAGGGGGUUUUCGGGGUGGAUUCAGGAUUUCUGUAUGCUACAGCACCCUUCGACAGAGAGAAGCACCCCUCCUACACGCUGCAGGUGAGCGUGACUGACAAAGGGCAGCCAGUCAUUGACCCCAUCACUAUUUACAUCCAGGUGAAGGAUAAAAAUGACAACUUUCCACAGUUUACAAAGGAAUCCAUGUCAGGAAUCGUCUUCUCUGGUCUGGGGACAAAAUCAGGGUCUCCCUUUAUGCAGGUGCAGGCCACUGACCUGGAUGACCCCGCCACCCCACAUGCUGACCUCCGCUACAGUCUGGUCAGUCAGGCCCCCGCAGAACCAUCCGGAAACAUGUUCCAGAUUCACUCCUUGACUGGCUCUGUGUCCCUCACUGCAGAAGGUGCACGUCUCCUAGACCCAGAGAAGUGUAACAUGUAUCACCUGAAGGUGACAGUCAAGGACAUGGGUGAGGAGUCCUAUGCACACACAGCGGAGGGCAUUGUGUCCAUUAAAGUCAUGGAGAACACGUGGAUCCCACUAGCGCCUGUGAAUCUGCAGGAGAACCAGCGAGGCCCUUUCCCACAGCGGAUCUCCCAGGCUCAGUGGAGCGGAGGGCCAGCUGUUUACAGGCUGAAGGGAGCUUUCUCUAGGGGUCUUUUUACCAUCAGCAGCGAGGGCGUCAUCUCAGUGACCCGGCCUCUGGAUAGAGAAGCUCAGGCUGAGUUUCAGAUUGAGGUAUUUGCAGAAAGCCCUGACGGCACUGCGUACGCCGACUCCCUCACGCUGGCAGUCACUGUGGGAGACGACAAUGACAACGCACCCGUCUUCUCCCAGCAGCUGUACCAGGCAGACCUGAAUGAGCUGGCCGUGCAAGAGACAGAAAUUCUUAGAGUCCAGGCCACUGAUGCAGAUGCUCCCGCCACGGAUAACUCAAAGAUUGUUUACCGAAUUGCCAGUCAGAAACCAGAAAGCAAAGAGUCUUUAUUUAGAAUGGACAGGGAAUCGGGAGCCAUUACGGUGCAGGCAGCUAGUCUGCAUGGUGCUGCAACUCACUACACUCUGGAAGUAAUAGCAGAGGAUCUGGCCGGGAAGAAAGGAGGGCACAGCAGCACCUGUACGGUUAUCCUGGACAUAGUGGAUGUGAAUGACAGGCCUCCUGUGUUUUCACAAAGAAAGUAUGGACCAUUUAAGGUGCCUGAAGACACAGAGACGGGUUUUCUGGUAACAAAGAUCACAGCUUCAGAUGAAGAUAAGCCUGGAACAGACAGCUGGCUUGUAGAGUUCAAGAUUGAGUCAGGAAACGAGGGAGAAAUCUUUGAAUUGCAGGCAGACAGAGAGAAUAAUGCAGCCAGCGUAAUCCUCAAGAAGGAGCUGGACUUCGAGAGUGUGCAGGAGUAUUCUCUGGUGCUCAGUGCUCGGAACGUGGGGGCGCUGGUUGCCGGUGGUUACGGCUCGGACUCCACGGCUACCGUCUUGGUUCAGGUGGUGAAUGUGAACGAGGCGCCGGUGUUGUCCCAGGAAGUCUAUGUGGAGAGUGUGGAGGAGGGGGUGCCAGCGGGGACGGUGGUGCUCACCGUGCAGGGCUCGGACCCCGACACCCCUCUCGGAAUUGCCCUCAGAUAUUCUCUGAAAGGAGACACCAAUGAAUGGUUCAUCAUUAAUGAAUACACUGGGGAGAUCAAAACUGCCCGAGUUUUGGACAGAGAAGUGAUGGAGGGUACCUACACUAUGGUGGUGGUGGCAGAGGAGAGAGCAGUAAGCCCUAACAGCACCCCUAUGUCAGUGACAGCAGCUGUGACGAUAAAUAUCAAGGACGUGAAUGACAACUACCCUCACCUGGUAGGGGAUUACUCCCAGAAGUACAUGUGCUCACUGCAACGUGAGAACCAGUCCAUUAUCAUCGGAGCAACGGACAGGGAUGUGCAGGAGCAGAGUGGGGCUCUGCAAUUUUCAUUCAACAACGAUCCCACUGUGCGCCGCAACUGGAGGCUCAGACCCAUCAACGGUACACAUGCUUAUCUUUCCAUGGGACUCAGUUACUUGGUGCCUCAAGUCUAUAUGGUGCCUAUCAUCAUCACAGACAGUGGGACUCCCAGACUGGAAAAACAAUUUAACCUGCCAGUGACCGUGUGCCAGUGCUCUGAACGCGGGAACUGCAGGACUCAAGUCUUGGAAAUGAUGGGAAAGCCAACUCCUCUGUCUGCUUUGGGCCUUUUAUUUGGAACCCUAGGAAUGUUAGGCCUUGUUGUGAUGAUAGGCUUGGCGAAAUUGAAAGCUAAAAGCACAGACAACCCAGAGAAAAUCCCUUUGAACAAUUCUGCAUAGCGCCCAGCAAAGAAGAGGAUUCACCCACAUUUUACAGCCUGCCAUUAAACCUACAGUACUCACCUAUAGCACCUGAGGAGCCCUGUGGCAAACACAGCGCUAACUAAAGAAAACACAAUAAAGAUGAAAGGCAAGACACUGCUAGAUGAAUGGUCAGGGUGUCCUCCGUGUCAAUACUUUAAUUGCUAAACGAUAAAUCCACAAAGAUAUAUAACUAAUGAGUGCCUUUAGCCACAGUUAAAAUAACCAGCACAUCAAGCUGAAGAACAUCAUGCCUCCUAUCUAUACAACAGGUCGCUGUUCAUUGAUUUUAUGAGUGUGCUAUUAAACUGAUGACCAUCAAAUAUUUCAGUUAUACAACAGGGCACUGUUAAACAAUUAAAAGUAAGGUGGUCUUCCGUUUGAUAUUACACUGUAAAAUAAUGUAACUGUGCCAUAUCAAACUGAAGACCACGAUUCAUUUUAUUUAUACAACAGGUCACCGUUAUAUUAUUUAACAGUGUGAUAUCAAACUGAAUAUACUAUAUAUAUAUAUAUAUAUAUAUAUAUAUAUAUAUAUAUAUAUAUAUAUAUAUAUAUACAUACACACUAUUUAAACAAAAGAUCUGUGUUAAAAACAGUGGUUGAAGUAUGGCUUAUCUGCUAACGAUGCCAUACUGUCUCACAAACCAUCAGUUAAUGUAGUGGUAUUUAAAACCAAUAUGAAAUCCCAGUUAUAUAUCAGUAGAUAUAUAAAAAGAGCAAAGCCAGCACAUGUUGUGUGUAAGAUAUUAAUUGGUGUCCUCUUCAGCUUUUUAAGGGGAUAGGGGGUGGUCCAAUCAAAUGUUAAUGUAUUUAAUACAGUAUUUUCUUACAUCUGAUUUUAAAAUUCAACUGCCUUAAAACAAAAGUGUGAUUAUUAUUAUUAUUAUUAUUAAUAGAGAGCUCUUGACAGUCUGUGACAGCUCCCAAUAGAUUAAUAGCUUAGUGACAAAUGAAUGAUUUCUGAUGGCUAACACACUGCUAAAAAGAGAUGUAUGCCGUCAGGUGUAAAUUAAAUAAAGCCAGUUUUACUGUC